Molecule: messenger RNA, 858 nt
Organism: Candidula unifasciata
Lineage: Eukaryota; Metazoa; Mollusca; Gastropoda; Stylommatophora; Geomitridae
Source: the annotation of a GenBank genome assembly
AUGCUGCAGCGCUUAUCACAGUACUCCAGGUACGGCUACGUCAUCCUUCUGUCCUGUAUCUUGUACGUGCCAGUGAAAGCAGCCACACCUCCAUACUUCACUGACAACCAGAGCGUGGACAUCAGCAAAGAAUACCACAAUGUGCCUCAGUUUGAUCAUUUCAACGAACCCUACGACCAGCGAGUCUUUGACAAGCUAAACAUUGACAUUGUCACCGUGGAGCCAUGGUCAAUACAUGUGAAAUGGCGGCUGACGAACCUAACGCACUUUGACAGCGUUGUAGAGUCUACUUUUUUGUGCGAAACUUUGAACGGAAAAAUCGUUUCGGAUAAAUUGCAUUCAAAUACCGAUUCUUUCAACUUUCAGAUGUUGCACCCCAACACCAAGUAUGUUAUCUGUGUCCACUUGCUGGAGAAAUCCAGGUCAACAAACACAAGCAUUCUUCAUUACAACUGCCAGACUUUUUCAACGAUCCCGGUGAUCAGGUCAGACAGUAUUGUAGGUUUGGCCUUAACUAUUGGCUAUCUGUUGUUAGUUGCUGCACUGGGAUAUUUGGCCUGGCACAGGAGAGCCCGCAAGAUCAAGAGUAUUGAAGAGGAGAAGUUGCACGCGGAGGAGAAUGAGGGAGACAGACAGGACGACUACUUUCAGUUUCUCAAGACUGCUGAACGAGGAGGGAUUCCUAACUAUGCGUCUGAGGACGCCAGGCGUAUGGACAUGUAUGGAGCCAACGGCGGGGAAGAUUUUAAAGCCAAACCUAAACGUGCAGAUUGUGUUGGCGCCUGUGUUCCAUUCGACGAGAAAGAGGAGGAGGAUUUAGUGGAAUACAACCCCACCAAGAGAGAAAUUUCAUUUUAA